UCGCGCGGGCCGGUUGCCGGGAGCCGCAGAAGGGAUGUGGCGUUCCCGCCAUGUCGGAAUCGCGGGCGCAGGACGCCGCCUCGGACUUGGGGCCCGGGAGCCGUAGGAGGACAUGGGCCGAGCUGCUGGCGGGAAGGGCCGAGAGGCAACGGCAGGGUCUCGGAAGGGGACACAAGCUGCAGGAAUCGGCUGUGCGCCUCCUGAGACGCCACCUGAAUCUGAGCGACCUUUUGCUUGAGGUAGAAGGCUCAGCGUGUAAAACUCUGUGUCUCAAUCAGUUGAUGGAUCCUGAGGCCUCUGCUGAUCUUUCUGGUUCAUUCAUAGGCUCUGCUUUACGGGAUCAAGCCUCGAGACUGGGUGUGCCAGUGGCUGUGCUGUCCAGCCGGACAGUGGCCUCCAGCAUUGUGCAGAUCUGUGCGUCCAGUGGCGAGCCCUCCCCCAGGGUGCUGCUGAACGCAGAGCAAAGGAAGAAAAUGUCUUCCUUAUUGGAGGUGGCUCAGUAUUUAUUAGCCCAUAGUAUGUUCUCUCGUUUCUCCUUUUGUCAAGAACUGUGGGAAGUACAGAAUUCUUUGUUGCUUGAAGCUGUGUGGCGUCUUCACGUACAAAACAUUGUGAGCCUGCAGGAGCUGUUGGAAAGUCAUGCUGACACGCGGGCCACGGUUGCGUGGCUCUUCAGGGACCUGUGCCUUCUUUGUGAGCAGAUGGAAGUGUCCACUCAGCACACUGACAUCGCCAGGGCUAUGCUUUCUGAUUUUGUGCAGUUGUUUGUUUUGAGAGGAUUUCAGAAAAACUCGGGUCUGAGAAGUGUGGAGCCUGCACAGAUGGCCCAGCUCGCCAUGGACGUGCUUCAGAGGAUGCUGAUGUUCACUCUUGAGGCUUUGGCCACCGAGCUGCAGGACGAAUCCCCAGCGUACAGGGCAGUGAAGAGCUGGUUUGGCGUGUUCUGUGGACACACGUAUGGCGCAGCAGUUUCAACAGAUGCGCCAAAGAGAUUUUUCAGUCAUACUCUGACUCAGGUGCUAACUCACAAGCCUGUGCUGAGAGUUUCUGAUGCUGUUCAAAUGCAGAGAGAUUGGAGCUUCGCGAAGACCCACCCUUUGCUAACCAGUCUGUACCGCAGGCUCUUUGCGGUACUGCGUCCAGAGGAGUUGGUUGGCCACUUACAAGAAGUUCUGGAAACACAUGAGGUGAACUGGCGGCAUGUGCUCUCCUGUGUGUCUACACUGGUGAUCUGCUUACCUGAGGCGCAGCAGCUGGUUAAAGACUGGGUGGCCCGAUUGCUGGCCCGUGCGUUCGAGAGCUGCGACCUGGACAGCAUGGUCACUGCGUUCCUGGUGGUGCGUCAGGCUGCACUGGAGGGCCCCUCUGUGUUCCCACCCUACUCAGAUUGGUUCCAGGCCUCCUUUGGGAGCACGAGGGGCUUCCACAGUGGCAGCAAGAAGACAUUGGUCUUUCUCUUCAAGUUCCUGUCAGACCUCGUGCCCUUUGAGGCUCCCCGGUAUAUGCAGGUGCACAUUCUCCACCCGCCACUGGUGCCAAGCAAGUACCGCUCCCUCCUCACGGACUAUGUUACGCUGGCCAAGACACGCCUGGCUGACCUGAAGGUUUCAGUGGAAAACAUGGGCCUCUACGAGGAUCUGUCUUCAGCCAGGGACAUCACGGAGCCCCACAGCCAAGCGCACCAGGAUGUGGAGAAGGCCGUUGCGGUAUUCGAACACACAGGGAAGGUUCCUGUCGCCGUCAUGGAGGCCAGCAUCUUCAGGAGACCUUACUACGUGUCUCACUUUCUCCCCGCCCUGCUCACACCUCGAGUGCUUCCGAGAACCCCUGAUUCCAGAGUGGCCUUGAUAGAGUCCCUGAGGAGGGCAGAUAAAAUUCCCCUGUCUCUGUAUUCCACCUACUGCCAAGCCUGCUCCACUGUGGAAGAGAAGAAGCCAGAACAUGCAGCCGCAGGGGUGAAGGCAGAAGCUGGGGGCUGUGCGGAAGAACCGCUGGGACCACUCGCCGCUGCCCUGAGGGAGCUCAGAGCCGCCAUGACAGACCCCUCGCAGUAUGACGUUCUUUCUGCUCACAUGGCAGUUGUCUCUGAACGGCUCAGCUCCGCCCUGGGCCUGGGCGAGGAGGACGGCAGCUUGGAGGUAUCGCAGGUCCAGCUCGGUGUCCUGGCGCCACGCUUGGAGCACCGGGAACAGGAGAUCGCGGACCUCCUGUUGACGUCUUUUUGUCAGAACCUGAUUGCAGCCUCCAGCUUCACCCCACCAGCCAGGCAGGGCCCCUGGGCUGCUCGCUUCGUGACAGCCAUGUGUGGACGCAGGCUCCUCCCUGUCGUGCUCACCCGGCUUUGCCAACUACUCCGUCACCAGGGCCCAAGCCUGAGUACCUCCCACGUGCUGGGCCUGGCUGCCCUGGUCGUCCACCUGGGCGAGUCCAGGUCUGCACUCCCAGAGGUGCGCGUGGGUUUUCCUGCCCCUGCCAAGAGCCUCCCCAUCCCAGAGUUCUUCAGUAGCCUCCUGACGUUUGGAACCGCAGAGACCUCGCUCUUCUGCCUGAAAUUUUGUACAGCGGUGAUUUCUUACUUUUUGUGUAAGUCUUCUUCCCUGUCGCGAGAUAUUUUGUACAGCUGCUUAUCUCCAGCCCUCAUGAAAAAGUUCCAGUUCGUUAUACUCAGACUGUUCUCAGAAGCCCGGGAACCCCCCUCUCAGGAGGACCCAGCCGGCCUUCCCUGGAGACUCCUGUGCCUGCCGACUGCCGACUGGCAGCGAGCCGCCCUGUGUCUUUGGAAACAGAGAACCUUCCAGGAACUGUUGAAGCAGAAAGAAUUUCACUUAACUUACAGAGACUGGUUACAGCUGGAACUGGAAAUCCAACCUGAGCUUGAUUCUCUCUCACAUACGGAAAGGUGGGACUUCCACCAGUGGGCGAUCCAUGAGCACUUCCUCCCCAAGCCCUCUGCUGCAGGGGGCUGCGAUGGGCAGCUGCAGACAGCGUGCACGGUUCUUGUCGACGUGCUGAUAGACUUCUGCCAAAGUUCGAGGAGUUACAACUGCUCAGAGAAUUUUGAUUUGGUUCUCGGUAGCUGCACAGGAAAUCGGGAUAUUUUUUCCAGAUUGCAGGAGAUGGCUGCUGACCUGGAACAGGGCCCAACAGCAUCCCAGAGUUGCUCUCCUCAGGAGCGCUUCCCUUUCGGAGUGUUCCGCACACGGCUCCAGGCUCUGGCAAGCGGGUGGGAUGUGGCUGCCCGCCUUCAGAGACAGCGGGAGCUGCUUGUAUACAAACGGGUCCUCCUCGGUCUGCCCCCGUCUGUUCUCGUCGGCAGCCCCCAGGCCAAAGAGCCAGCCGCCCCUGACUGCACGGAGUUCUUCCACUUGGUCAACUCUGAGCUGAGAAACUUCUGCUCCCAUGGAAGUGCUCUGACCCAUGACAUCACCGUCCACUUCUUCAGGGGGCUCCUCAGCGCCUGUUCACAAAGCAGAAACCCCUCCCGGACCGCAGACCUGAUCCUGACCGCGUGCCAGACUGAGUGCCCCAUAGUUCUGACCUCUGCUCUGUUGUGGUGGCCACGCCUGGAGCCCGAACUUCGCAGCCGGUGGACGAGAUGUUUCCAGGGCCCACUGCCCCAAGAGCUGCAGAGGCUGUGGGAGGCCCAGCAGUUUGGCAGGAGCUGCCUCUCUCCUGACUCGGCGUCCCCCCCACCGGGCCCGGCCUGGGUCUCUGCUGCUUCACUCCACUUCGCAAUCCAGCAAGCCGGGAAGAACAGCAUCAAGAGCCAGCUAGAGAAGCUGGACUGCCAGAGAGAGGAGCUGCUGGUUGUCCUGUUUUUCUUUUCCUUAAUGGGCCUGCUUUCAUCACAUCUGACCCCACACCUAAGACAUCAGUCACCAUUCAAGACUCAACAGAAUGAGCAAAGGCUCCCUUCUGGGCUGGAGGUCACCCCUCCCCCCGCUGUGUGCCUGUCUGUGCGGUCAGCCUCCCUCUUCUGUGGGCCACAGGCUGUGGACUCCCUGAAGGCUUUGGACAUAUGUGCGGAGAUCCUGGGGUGUUUGGAGAAGAAGAAGGUGUCCUGGCUGGUGGUCUUUCAGUUGACAGAGACAGAGGGUGGCCUGGGGCAUGUUCUCCUCCGCCUGGCCCCAGAUCCAUACAUCAGGCUGCUGCCGUUUGCCUUCUACAGCCUUCUCUCCUAUUUUGAUGAUGACGCCGUCCUGAGGGAAGAUGCCUUCCUGCAUGUUGCUGUUGACAUGUACCUAAAGCUGAUCUGUCUCUUCGUGGCUGGGGAGACAAGUGUGGUCUCGGCUCUAGCCGGCAGGAGCCAGGUGCUCCAGGGCCAGGGUGACCCUGUAGGCUUGAUAACAAAAGCUCGUCAUUUUCUGCUGCAAUUGAUACCUAGGUGCCCAAAAAAGAGCUUCUUGAACAUGGCAGAGCUGCUGGCUACCAGUGGACACUGUGACCCGGAAGUGAGUGCCGCCCUCCGGAGCAGACAGCAGGUGCUGCCCGAUGCUGACCUCUACCGGGAGCCCCAUCUCUUCUGACUGGACCCUGCGCAGUGCACAGCCCAGCUCCUUGAGUGCUCCAAAUUGCUUAAAAAUGCCACCUGGCUGGGACUUCAUCAACUAUGUACAUUUGAAGCCUGUUUUCUUAAAGAGAAACUUUACAUCUAUUUAUUUGAGUAAAAAUUCUUAGAGGAAGCCACAUCAAUAAAGCUCCAUAGAUCACUACUGCCACUUGGCAAACAAAUUUCUUAACACUCUUGAACAAAAACUGAACAGUCAGUUCUACUCCUGGACCUGGGCUUGGGGUGGUGGCCAGGAGCUUCUUCCUCCCUGCCAUCCCACCUGCUCAACUACGAACGCCCACACAGACUGGCUUUCUCCCCUCCUAGGUACAAUGCACCCUUAUAGUUUACAGUCUGUCCUCUUUGGUGUCUUAAAAAAAAAACUGCUACUGGUUAGGACCAUUGGCGUCUGAAUUGAGACACAGCUUGAAGACCCAAUUUAAGGGAAUUGUUUGUGUCAGGAGAUGUCCAAGAAGGCUCAGAACAAAACACACAGGAAAAUGGUUUCACAGUGAAACCAACCAAUAAAUCUGUCCAACAAUAAAACGGACAAAUCUGGGUAAAAAAAGUAAGUAACUUUCUAUAGUAAGGUAUUUUAACAAAAACAAGCCCAAUUCCCGUUCAGGGAUAAACAGAGAUGCACUCCACUGGUCUUUUAAAGGGGGUGACGCCAGUUCAGGAGAGCAGCUCUGUGGAGAGAAGCAGCGGGUACGGGCGUCAGUGCACGUGCAGUUCUUGUGCUUCUAACGCAGGUGGGAGGGAUCGUGUCGUUAAAAUUAGAGGGGAAUCAAAAUUGUGAGGAAUGCACACGAGCCGGGGGUUGAAAUACGUACGCAGAGAAUGGAUGGGGGAGAGGAAGAGGGCCCUAGGCUCACCUCGUUCCACAGACACUACUUAGGUAAUUACCACAUCAUCCCAAAUGCCCCAGAAACCGACCUGAAGACUGGCAGAACGAAUUCCACAAGUAAAGGUAGAGAGAGGGAGGGAGUCACUUUUGUGGAGAAGAGCAAGAGACUGACUAAGCUCACAGGGAAAAGGGAUUCCCACAGCAGCUGGCUUGGAAGGCCAGGGGGGCUGAGGGGCUGAGCGUCCCCGAGUCCUUGCAGCCACGGGGGCUUCGAGCCUGGAGUUGUAACGGUCAGCGGGCUUGUCUCAGGGGCACAGCCCAGAGGGCACGGUGCUGCUCUUGGGGAGAAGGCAAGCAAACAGCCCGUGGACAUACACGAGUAUCUGUGUCCGGGGCGCACGGGGGCCGGUGGAGGUCAUUUGCUCGUCUCAGAGGGCGUCCCAGAGAGACCCCUCCAAGAACAAGGAGCAGCAGGUUCCCUUUACCUCCCCCGCCCCUCAGCAUAAGCACAGGGCCAACUCGGGAGCCAGCAGAACACAGACCACAGCGCCCCCUCACACCCGAGGACCCCCCCCUUCCCGUCCCCUCUGGCCUCAGUCCCAGCCCAGCAGGGCCCUUCUCCCAGAAGACCGGCCCAAAGCCCUGCUCACGCCACGUUCCCCAGCCCCGGAGUUGCGGAGGCCGUGGCGACGGGUCUCACUCACGAACAGACCAGAGCAUAGCUGGUUGAAAUGCACCAUAUUCAGACCAAACGCGGCCCACAACAGGCAGAGAGAGCCUCUACAGAUGAGUGGCCUGAAGGCUAAAGUGUCCAGGACACGAGCAGGGCACAGCCCACACGCUGGAGACACUCCCCGAAGCGCCGGGCCCUCCAGGACUUCGUCAGGCCACGACCCCCAAGAACACACGGAAGUAGGCACAGAGACGCAACAGGAGAACCAACAGGAAGAGUAAACCCUCAAGUGCGGAUGAUGCUUGUGCGUGGGGGUGCUUCCUGUCUUCUCUGUGCUUGCUUUUUACAAUUUCUACAAUGAGCAUGGGUUACUUUUAUAAUCGAAAAGCAUAUAAUGUUACUUUUUAAAAGUAAUGAUAAAACCACCACAAUAAACCUGCAGAAAGGCACUGGGAUUUCUUCAUUGUCAGUUCCACAGCCCAUACUAACGAUCUGCAAGGCACCAAAACACAGCCCCAGGCCUCUUUGAAGGGUGUCCAGCCCCCAUCAGCCACCCACGGGGACUGUGUAUGUGGG
Messenger RNA from Zalophus californianus (California sea lion), 6645 nucleotides. It is a transcript of the gene FANCA, whose product is annotated as FA complementation group A. The record is from RefSeq and is a predicted model, not a curated record. NCBI's taxonomy places the organism in Eukaryota, Metazoa, Chordata, Mammalia, Carnivora, Otariidae. Gene Ontology annotation, cellular component: Fanconi anaemia nuclear complex. The transcript has 44 exons. Bases 51 to 4526 code for a protein of 1491 amino acids. Gene Ontology annotation, biological process: regulation of regulatory T cell differentiation; interstrand cross-link repair.